UUGUUUCUCUCACAACACCGCUUUCACGCGCCAAACGCUGCUCGUACAGUCCAUUUCAUUUACCAAUAUUCUUUCACAGGCCUCUCUGGCUCGCUGGCCGUCAUGGCCUCUCCUCCCGGCUCACCAGCCAGUGGUGGUGGAGGCGUUUCCAGACCCAUGAGCGCCAUGAUACGUCCAAACAGAAGUUCAAGUCGGAUGAGCGUCAGCAGUAGACCAGGCGGCAGCAGAGCUUCUGAUGAAGACGCCAAAACCGCCGUAAAAGUCGCUGUGCGCGUCCGUCCACCACUCAAACCAGAUGAUCCUGGCUACGAACUCAUACCGCAGCGAUUUAGAGGAUCAACGUGCCAAGCCACAACCCCAACAAGCCUGGCUGUCGAAUCAGCGCAAGGAAAGAAACUCUUCGUCUUCGAUCAGGUCUUCAACGAGAACACUGGCCAGGAAGGCAUAUGGGACUAUUUCAGCGACAGCGUAAACUCUUUUAUUCAGGGAUACAAUGUCUCUAUACUUGCGUAUGGACAAUCCGGUGCUGGAAAGUCGUACACCAUGGGGACCACAGGCUCCACUGAGCAAGGAGACCAAACAUCGAUGGGUGUUAUUCCGCGUGCAGCAGUUGCACUUUUCCAGAACCUUGCGGGGGGCGCAGCUGCCCAUAGCAAGACUGCGUCAGCAUCAGGAAUCCGUGCGCCCUCACGGUAUUCCACGCAGCAACCACUUUCGAGCCUCGCGAACAAAGAGAAGAAUUGGCAGAUGAAGGCUUCAUACGUGGAGAUCUAUAACGAGCAUCUACGCGAUCUCUUGCUGCCAGAUACAGUGCCGCAUAAUGAAAGAGCGCAGGUGACAAUUCGUGAAGAUGCAAAGGGGCACAUACUAUUGACUGGACUUCAUCAAGAGAACGUCAAUUCGGUCGAGGAUCUAAUUAAUGCCCUAAACUUCGGAUCCUCCAUUCGACAAACUGAUUCGACUGCGGUGAAUGCGAAAUCGUCCCGUUCGCACGCAGUGUUCACCUUGAACUUGGUUCAGAAAAGGGCACAAACCACCCCGGCGCAGGAGAAGCGACGGUCCGUUCCUCUGGAAAUGAUGAGCGGAUCAGACAAUUGGGUGACCGUCGAUAGUAAGCUCCAUUUCGUGGAUCUGGCAGGAAGUGAAAGACUCAAGAAUACGGGUGCGCAUGGAGAGCGCGCUCGGGAGGGUAUCUCGAUCAACGCCGGACUUGCUAGCUUGGGUAAAGUCAUUUCUCAACUCUCAUCGCGCGCAGCCGGCUCUCAUGUAUCCUACCGAGACUCGAAGCUCACGCGCCUCCUCCAGGAUUCACUUGGCGGCAAUGCUAUUACAUAUAUGGUUGCGUGUAUUAAUCCGGCGGAGUUCCAUUUGAGCGAAACCCUGAACACUGUUCAGUACGCACAAAGAGCUCGCGCCAUCCAGAGCAAACCGCAAAUACAGCAGGUCAACGAAGACGGCGACAAACAAGCCGUUAUUGAUCGUCUCAGAGCAGAAGUCUCGUUUCUCCGGGACCAGAUCCGGCUUUCGGAGAAGACUGAGCGCCGCAACAAUGCUCCUCAGGAGCGGGCCGAGAGACAACAUGAGCGUGAAAAAGACAUGCAAAAUCAACUACUGGACAUCCAGGAGAACUAUAACGCCCUCAGUCAACGUCACGCGAAGUUGAUAUCGGAAAUCUCCAAAGCUAGAGACGACUCAGAAGACACGCCAAUGCUCAAGGAUGCCAUUGGUGACAGUGCGCUAGAGCGAUUGAAGAGGUCAAAUUCUUUCGCCGAAGCUGUUGAGUCCGUGGUACUGGAGUACGAGAAAACUAUCCAAAGUCUGGAAUCGUCUCUUUCUACGACUCGAUCGUCCUUGUCCUCCAGCGAGAGUUCAUUGCUCGAACGGGAGACAAAGAUCGCAUAUAUGGAAACCGUUCAGCAACAACUUCACGCUCGUAUACAGAAAGCUCUCGAUCGCGAAGCUAGUAGCGAACAGUAUCUUCGCGAUCUAGAGGCCCGCGUAGACGGCAUCACCUCAGGGGAAGAGAAGAGCUCUGCUAUUAUUCAGGAACUUCGCAAGGAACUUACCCGAACUAAGGAGAAUGAGUCGAGUUGCGAGGAGUAUAUAUCGACAUUGGAAGAGCGACUGGCCGAAUCUGAGCAAGACCAUGAGAUGAUGCAACGUGAGAUUGAUCGACUCGAACACGUUGUAGAACGACAACGUAGUAUUGGCAAGCUGGAUAACCUACUUUAUGAGCUCGAUCAUAUUCGUCAAAAUGACCCGAAAAUGGAUAAUGGGUUGCCGGUCAAUGGCCACGCAGAGGAAUCGGAAGUUGAUAAAGAUACCCAUAUUAAUGGCGUAAAGUCCCAUGAAGAAGAAGACGUCGAGAAGAGCUUCGAUUCAGGACUUGAGGCCCAACGCACCCUCGACGAAGAAGUGCACGAAGAGGCCGAGAUUUUCAGCAAUACCAGACCAGCUCAACUCAAGACUGUAGAUGAGCUGAGUGAGCCUCUCCAAAGUACCGCACAAUCAAAAUUUGUUGCAGACAAGCUAGAGAACGUCACCCAAGAGCUUUUUGAUCUUCGCGUUGAACACGAAGGCACAGUCAAUGACUACGACGAGCUAACAAGAAAAUAUCAAAUUGCUCUAAACACCUUGGCCGAGCUUCAAGAUGCUGUUGAAGAAGCUCGGGUUGGGCGUCGUGCAAGCAAAUCUGUCACGUCAUCCCGGCCAGAUUCUUUUUUAGCGCAUGCGGGGAUGAAUGGGCUGAAAGAAGAGGAUGGACAACAUUCAUCUUCGCGUACGUUAUCUGCGGAGUUGUCCUCAGCUGGGGAGUCUUCCAAUUUAUCCAACGUAGACGAGACGACCGUCUCGGAUAUUACUGAGGAAGGCCCUACGCAGGAGCUUGAGAAUGGUUUGGGUAAGGAAGAGGUUGAAAGACAGGCUACACCUGUUCCUGUCGGGGCUUUCCCGGAUUCGACUGAGAAUCUCAGCAAUGCGAAAGAUAUAGCCUUGGCUCAAGAGGUCGAGGAGCUUCGAAAGCUCAACACCGAAAAAGAAAGCCAUAUGGACGAGCUAAACACUCAGUAUGGCCUUCUUCAGGACGAACAUAAAAAGAUGUUGGAUUAUGUGCAAGAGUUGAAGGGCGAAGUGCAAAAGGCUCAAGCAAAUGGGAGACCAUCCUCACCUGCCCAGGUCAUUCGACGAAAGUCAAGUCAAGGGUUUAACAAUGACCGCGCGACACGUUCGAUCGCAUCACUACGCAACAUGGCCCUCGAGAACUUCGAAGAUAAUCCUGAGGUUGUUCAAAACUUCGAAAUCAAUCUCAAUGCAGUCAUGACGGAGCUUCAUAUACGUUCAGAGCGAGUGCAGACUCUGGAGACAGAGCUUACUUCUGUGCGCAAAGAAAUGGAUGGCAAGAUGCAAAUCAUCUCUGGACUUACCCGUGAAAGAUCCAGUAUCAAAGCAUCAUCACCACUCGACCUAUCUGUGGUUGCCUCGAUGCGUGACCAACUUGUCGAGAGUGAGAACCAGAUGCGGGUACUCCGAGACACCCAUGCUGUACGCGAACGUGAGUUACAGACCCAGAUUGAGACUUUGCAGGCAUCCUUGGCAUCGAAGCCAGAGUCACUUGCUACGAACGAUGAGGCCCGUGAUUUGGAUACUCACCCAGACGCUGCGCACAACGAGCAGGUCGCCGCUCUUCAAGCCGAGGUUCUCGAAUGGAAAUCCAAGCACCUUGCCGCAUUGGAGUCUAUGAAGACCUCCGAGGCUCAUUUGAACGAGACGAUACAAUCUCUCGAAAAGUCAUUGCACGAUUCUGAACAACUUCACGCUGCUCAGGUUGCAGAGCUUAAGGCCACCACCGGCGCGGACCAAGAGCUCUCUGAAAGUGUUAUGGGUAACACAGACCAGCAUUCUGAAAUGGUUGUGGCAUUGCAAAAGAAUCUUGAGGAGCAUAAACAGUCAGCCCUUGAAAGCGCAGCUCGUGUCCAAGAGCUUGAGCAUGCUCAUACCAGUAUUCUCAAGCAGGUUGAGGAAGAUUCUUCUGCUAGAGAGCUGACUUCCAAAGAACUGGAAACGCAUCGAAGCCUUGUGUCUAACCUGGAGAGACAGAUUGACGAACACAAGGCGACGUUGUCUCGUUGCCAGGCAAAUCUCGAUGAACUGCAGAUAUCCCACACUGCAGAAGUCAGUCAGCUCAACGAGCAAUUGAUUAAAGCUCAAACGGAUUCGAAUGAGCGUCUAGCUGCACAACUGGCCCAGCAUGAGCAGGCCACGGCAGCGUUGCAAAGUGACCUCACAAAGAGUCACACGGAGCAUCAAAGUGCUAAUGAGGCUCUUCAGGCGCAGCUCACUGCUGCGCAAACUCAGAUGAUCACUCUACUCAAGGGAGUGUCAGCAGCUCUCAAUGAGGACACCGACGCGGAAACGCUACAAUCUCAGGUUGAGAAUCUCGUUUCUACAAGAAGAGACCUGACAGCUCAACACACUGAAGCAUCGGAGAGCUUGUUAACUAUACGGGCCGAGUUGGAAUCGGUCCAAGCGAGAGCGCUUGGUAUGGAAAGCUCGAUCGAUGAACUGAAGGGAAUUAACGAGGAGCUACUGAAAGAAAUCGAGCGCGUGGGUGCCGAAGAACAGAAGAAGGCUCGACUCGUAGAAGAGUUGGAAGAUCAGCUGAGUUCGAAUUAUGAUCAACAUCAAGCCGCCAACAACAGACUAUCGGCGCUUCAGACAGAGCGCAACGUACAGCUUGAGGAAGUGGUACAUGCCAAGACUGGUAUUGAGCGAGAGUUGGAGGAGUCACGAGUCAAGAUUGCAGCUCUAGAGGCUCAACUCGGCAUUAAUCAGCGCAACUCUGUAGAUCCACAAGGCAUUGAGCGCUCUGGUUCAGCCAACUCCAACAUUCGCAAGUCGCAAUCCACGGCCUCAUCGCUCCCAUCGCCACCUCCUGCUAUUCCGCUUCCUCCACUCCCUGGCAACAACACCUCCCCGAUGAGCCCGACCAACAGCCAAUUUCCGCCUUUGCCUUCUCCGCCAACGUCCCGGCAUCAGAGCAAGGACAUUGCCCAGGCGCAGCUUGUGGAAGACCAAGAAGCUCGUAUCAGGACCAUCGAGAAGCAUCUCUUCGCCGAGAAGCAGCUGACGGCAACGCUAGAAGAGGCUCUCACAGACCUCGAGUCCAGUAGCACAAAGGUCAAGUCCGAGAUGGAGAGCUGGAGGAAGAAGUGCUCAAGCCUCGAGGAGGAAAUGGGCCAAAUGCGUAAUGAGCGAGAGCAUGCACGACACUCACUGCAAGCAGUCGAGGAAGAGCGCAGUAAGAGGAUGAGGGUUGAAGCCGAGAGAGCUCAUCUGGAGGCUCGCAUGGCAGUCAUUAACAGCAGCAAGAAGAACAAGAAAAAGGGAACCCUGAAUUGCUUCUAGACACAAACAUUCUUACACUUUUACAUCUUUUGAACGGCGUUGGAGUUGAUGGUCUCCCCAAUGGGAUUAUGACCCGGGCUGGACCUUUCUAUACCCAACACACAUUGUUUUGGCUAUUUGUGUCUUCAUUCUGCUUCUUGUCGUUGUUCUGUCUUCCUUUUCCUGUUCCUUUUCCAGCACUUCUUAGGUGCUGAGCGAACGAUGUUCUUUAUGCUGACUUUUCCUCCCCCGAAAUGCCUGCUAUAUAGUCUCCGCCUUUUCUGCGUCUCUGUUGUUCUUAUACCGACCUAU
Pseudovirgaria hyperparasitica is the source of this 5694-nucleotide messenger RNA. RefSeq names its product kinesin family protein-like protein. Bases 103 to 5403 code for a protein of 1766 amino acids. Gene Ontology annotation, biological process: mitotic spindle organization; microtubule-based movement. The record is from RefSeq and is a predicted model, not a curated record. Lineage: Eukaryota; Fungi; Ascomycota; Dothideomycetes; Acrospermales; Acrospermaceae. The transcript has 5 exons. Gene Ontology annotation, molecular function: microtubule motor activity; ATP binding; microtubule binding.